AACACUUCGGUGACGGCGUACCUACUAAAGUGACGGGCUUUGACGCAACCUCAGCCUCAGCGACGAUGAUCGGCGAUAACGCCUUUUCUCAGGCCGACCAGUCCCCGUCUACGAACCCUAAUCUCGGAAUUCCGAUCGAAGAGGGGUCUCACAGCAGCGAGCAGAUACUUGAAGACAGUGGGGAUGACCUUGGAAUUGAGAGCAAUGAUCUCGAGGUUGAAGAAAACGAGCUCCAGAUCGAAGCGAACGACCUUGGUCUAGAAGAAGAUGAAAUCGGUAUCCGAAGCAACGAACUUGAUGAGAAUGAAUGCGAUGGAUUGCUUGAACUUGACAGUAACAGUGACAAUCGUGAUGACGAUGAGAGUCGUGGCGGUGGUGAUACUUAUACAGCUGAAUGCGAAAGCGUUGAACCCCAAUGGAAGAGCUAUCCACCUCCUGUUGCAGGAAUGGAGUUCGAUUCGUACGAUGAUGCGUACAAUUACUACAAUUCCUACGCGAGGGAGCUAGGGUUUGCCAUCAGGGUGAAAUCUUCAUGGACGAAGCGUAACAGCAAGGAGAAGCGUGGGGCUGUGCUGUGCUGCAACUGUGAGGGUUUCAAGAUGGUUAAAGAAGCGAACAGUAGGAGGAAGGAGACGAGAACGGGUUGUUUGGCAAUGAUAAGGCUGAGAUUGGUGGAAUGUAAUCGUUGGAAGUUGGAUGAAGCCAAGCUUGAACACAAUCACCCGUUUGAUCCGGAAAGAGCCCAGAACUCGAAAUCUCACAAGAAAACGUGUUGUGCGGCCAAAAGAAAGAUUGAACCGUCUGUCGAUGUUGAGGUCAGGACAAUCAAGUUGUACAGAACACAUGCUGGUGAUGCAUCAGGCCAUGGAACUUCAAACUCCAGUGGUGAUGCGGGCGAUCGAAAUCAUGAACUUGCUGAUUGUUCGAGGCGUUUGGAGCUGAGAGACGGAGAUUUUAGAGUUAUACAAGAUUUCUUUUGCCAGGUUCAGCUUACGAGACCCAAUUUCCUUUACUUGAUGGAUCUGAGUGAUGACGGGUUUUUGCGGAAUGUGUUUUGGAUUGAGCCCCGGGCUAGGGCAUCGUACUCACACUUUGGAGAUGUGGUUGCAUUUGACACGACAUGUUUGUCUAACAAACAUGAUAUUCCCCUUGUUGCAUUUGUCGGAAUAAACCAUCACGGGGAUUCAAUCUUGCUCGGCUGUGGUUUGCUAUCGGAUCAGAGCUUCGAGACCUACGUCUGGGUGUUUAGAGCUUGGCUUACAUGCAUAUCGGGCCGCCCACCUCAGACCAUAAUUACAGACCAAAGCAGGACGGUUCAGAGUGCGGUCUCAGAAGUGUUUCCACGGGCUCAUCACCGUCUGAACUUGACCCAUGUCUUGCAAAGCAUUUCCCGGUGUGUUGUUGGGUUACGAGAUCUAGAAUCAUUCCAUACCGUAUUGAACAGAGUGGUCUAUGGUUCUCUCAAGGUCGAAGAAUUUGAAAUGGCUUGGGAAGAUAUGAUCUUGCAGUUUGGGCUAACGAAUCAUGAGAUCAUCGGCUGCUUGUUUCAAGAUCGGGAACAGUGGGCUCCGGUGUACCUGAAAGACACAUUUUUCGCCGGUAUGCUGACAUUUCAGCUUGGGAACGCCACAUUACCGUUCUUCUUCAACGACUAUGUCCACCAACACAUGUCCCUGAGAGGAUUCUUCGACGGGUACGAGUCUUUUCUCGCCAAAAAGUACAAAACAGAAGCUAUCCUCGAUUCCGAGUCAUCAAACUCAAUCCCCGACUUGAAAACAGCGUACCCGUUCGAAUCCCAGCUUGCGAAAGUCUUCACCAACGAGAUAUUUAGAAGGUUCCAAGACGAGAUCUUAAGGAUGUCUUCAUGUUUUGGCAUAACACAAGUCCACUCAAAUGGGCAGACCUCAACGUACGUUGUCAAAGAACGAGACGGAGAUAAAGUUAGAGACUUUGAGGUCAUUCACGACACGACGGGCUCGGAGAUACGGUCCGUAUGUAUCUGCGGAUGCUUCAGCUUCAACGGGUACUUAUGCAGGCACGCACUCUGCAUCAUAAGCCACAACGGCAUGGAGGAAGUUCCGUCUCAGUAUAUAUUGAAGAGGUGGCGGAAAGACGUGAGGCGUUUAUACGCUGCAGAUUUCGGGUGCGGAACCGUAGAUUUAACGAACCCGGUUCAGUGGCAGGAGCAUUUGCAGAGAAGGGCAAUGCAGGUUGUGGAGGAAGGGAUGAAAUCAAAGGAACACUGCAGUGUGGCUUGGCAAGCGUUUAAGGAGGCUGUAAAUAGAGUUCGUCUCCUCACAGAUAAAACGGUUUGAUUGUUUGUUAUUGAACCCCUGGUUUUUUGGAUGAAAAGUGUAGGCGAACAGAUAAUGUAAGCAAUUGUCUUUUAAGUUAGAAGAAAGAAUAACACGUGUCAAAUGUGAAGGGUAUUAUAACCAUUUUGGAUUUCGUUUCA
This is a messenger RNA of Tarenaya hassleriana, 2455 nucleotides long. Its product is annotated as protein FAR1-RELATED SEQUENCE 8. Lineage: Eukaryota; Viridiplantae; Streptophyta; Magnoliopsida; Brassicales; Cleomaceae. The transcript is spliced from 2 exons. Bases 66 to 2315 code for a protein of 749 amino acids. Gene Ontology annotation, molecular function: zinc ion binding. Gene Ontology annotation, biological process: regulation of DNA-templated transcription. The record is from RefSeq and is a predicted model, not a curated record.